UGGUGCUGCUGGAAGAAGAAGAAGACGAAGACGAAGACGAAGAAGAAGAAGAAGAAGAAGAAGAAGAAGAAGAAGAAGAAGAAGAAGAAGAAGUUGCCAGCAUGGCGUUUACGUUGUACUCUCUCAUCCAGACUGCCAUUCUAUGCACUAAUGCAAUCGCUGUGUUGCAUGAAGAAAGGUUUCUAAGCAAGUUCGGCUGGGGUGUUGACCACGGAGUUGGAGGUUUUGGGGAUGAUCCAGGAAUCAAAGCCCAGAUUCUCACCCUCAUUCGCUCGGUCCGGACUGUCAUGAGAGUGCCUUUGAUAAUAGUGAAUUCGGCCUGCAUCGUCCUGUUGUUACUGUUUGGUUGACAGCGGGGACACCCGAGUGCCACUGUGAAAUGAAGCCAGAGGACUAGACAUGUGCCAAGGAAAAACCACAAACACACCCAGUAAUAUCCGUCAUUCAGAGACUUCUGCCUUUGCCAGUCAUCCGCAGGGGGGAGAUGUCUGGCAUGGAAAGAGAGAAACUUAAAAAUCACCAUGCAGCUGCUCGCAUCCAAAGAGAAGGAGAGUUGACCCGUCACUCGGUUGAAAGUAUGGCUGGUGUGGACUUAACACCAGGACUAACACUAACCUAACCUGCGUAACACUACACUUGAUGGUGAUUCUGUUAUCAUCCAAAAGCGUUGUGCUGUGCUUGCGUUUUUGUCCUCAUUUUCACACAUUGAGACACAAGGAUUUGAUGAUAUGUGUCAGUAUUAUCGCGUUACAAAUGAGAAACUUGUUAAAGAAGUGUUGUCAGCAGUAGGGCUGGACAAUAUGGAAGUAUUUAUUACAUGCUAUUACACUUCUGUCCAGGGGUAUAGCUACCUUUUUUAUAUAUACAUUUGGGAGUUUCCUAAACCAGGUAAAAAAAUACACAAUGUUUAUUUUUUAUUUUUUUAAGGCUGUUAAUUUGUAUUUUAGACUUCAGUGUGAUUGUGUAUUAUUUUGUCCUGAAAUGUACAAGGAUAUACUCUAAAACAACAUUGCGACCAUUGGGUAGGGAAAUGACAUUUACGGAAAAUGUAAUCAACCAGUUCCAUAACUGCAGUUUAAUAUAAUGAACAAUGUCUUCUGUACCAAAACAGCUAAAUUGCUAAAAUUCUUCACUUUAAACUGGUCAGUAAGCCAUACACACCUGGGAUUGGGUCAGAUGUGUGUAAUCUAGACUUUAAGCAAUAUUGCUAAACGGCUCAAAACAAUGCACCUUUUUACCGUUUACACAUCAAUACCCUCUCAAUGCCACAAACAUCACUGUAAUGGUAUUGGGAUGGUUUGUUGUCUUGAAAUAAAUGUAUUAGUCAAUAAUA
Messenger RNA from Perca fluviatilis (European perch), 1333 nucleotides. RefSeq names its product immediate early response 3 interacting protein 1 (gene ier3ip1). NCBI's taxonomy places the organism in Eukaryota, Metazoa, Chordata, Actinopteri, Perciformes, Percidae. Bases 102 to 350 code for a protein of 82 amino acids. The transcript is spliced from 3 exons. Gene Ontology annotation, cellular component: endoplasmic reticulum membrane; COPII-coated ER to Golgi transport vesicle; Golgi membrane. The record is from RefSeq and is a predicted model, not a curated record. Gene Ontology annotation, biological process: endoplasmic reticulum to Golgi vesicle-mediated transport.